This is a messenger RNA of Phragmites australis (common reed), 3271 nucleotides long. RefSeq names its product acylamino-acid-releasing enzyme 2-like. The coding region runs from base 597 to 2948 and encodes 783 amino acids. The transcript has 19 exons. Gene Ontology annotation, molecular function: serine-type endopeptidase activity. NCBI's taxonomy places the organism in Eukaryota, Viridiplantae, Streptophyta, Magnoliopsida, Poales, Poaceae. Gene Ontology annotation, biological process: proteolysis. The record is from RefSeq and is a predicted model, not a curated record.
CUGUGGAGGCAUGCAUGGUCAUUAUUACUUUAAUAUUCCUUUUGCUAUUUUUUAAUCAAUAUCUGAAGACCUUGGUGGCAAGCUGACAUUUGAUCAAAUGUUAUGACCGGGUGUUAUUGAGAAUAUCUAACAGGAGAGGGGAUCUUUCCAAAGAUACUGAUGUACUCAACCACUGGCCAGUCCUUCCUACUUCACUGCAAAAGCAGAAAGCAUUGUGUGAAAUUGAGAAGGUCGGGUGCAAUGAAUGAAAUUGGAUUACUCCCAUGCAGGCAUUUCAUACCCUCCCAAUUGUCAGCUUAGAUGUCUCGGGCUUCUGAGUUUUUUUCUUGAAUUUUGUACGUUGUUGUCAAUGGAAGUCAUGAAGAACUGGAACUCAUGUUUAUCUGUGAAAUUAAAUUAGAUCAGACCUUAAUGCAUCAAAGUACCAACUUUUCAAAAGCGACUGUAGGAAGUUUAGAAAGACAGGUGAGGCGAGAUUGAGUACUGUGCUCGAGGCAGUGAUGAUUUAGCCUAGGCAAAUAGAUUGUGACAUUGUGCCCCUUCAAUCAGUCACAGAAGUGUGUGAGUUUGCUUUGGAGAAAGAAAAUCAGCCGGGAAUGGAUGCAGUGACAUCUGAAGAAUAUGCUUCUCAAACCGAGUUACUGAAAGAAUUCACCAAUGUCCCGAGCAUUGACAAUGCUUGGGUUUUCAAAACCAACAGUGAAGACAUAUCCACAGCAAUGUUUUCCAUCAGCCAGCCAAACCUACUGGCGAACAGCAAGAGGAAAUACAUUAUGUAUUCUCACAUUACGAGAGCUGAUGCUAACUCUCUGGAUUUCCAAUGGUCUCCUUUUCCCAUUGAAAUGACUGGAGUAUCGGUCAUUGUUCCAUCCCCUUCGGGAUCGAAGCUUCUUGUAGUGCGAAAUGGAGAAAAAGGUUCCCCUACAAAGCUUGAAAUUGUUGAUCAAUCACAUGUGGAUAAGGAGAUACAUGUAAAGCAGUCUAUACAUGGUCCGCUUUAUACCGAAGAAUGGUUUCAUGGUAUUUCCUGGAAUCAAGAAGAGACCUUGAUAGCAUAUAUUGCUGAAGCACCACCCCAACCAAAACCAGCUUUUGUUGCUUCUGGAUACAGAAAGGAAGGUUCUUCUGAGAAAGACUGUAAUAGCUGGGAAGGACAAGGAGAUUGGGAAGAGGACUGGGGUGAAACAUACUCCAAAAAAGGGAGACCCUCAUUGUUCGUUCUCAACAUUUCCAGUGGACAAGUGCUAGCUGCUGAAGGCAUCGCAAGAUCAUUGAGUGUUGGCCAAGUUGUUUGGGCUCCACCAUCUUCAAGUGGCUGUCAAAAGUAUUUGGUCUUUGUUGGAUGGUUAGAGCACAACGGGUUUCGGAACACUGCUAGGAAACUAGGUAUCAAGUACUGUUCUAACAGGCCAUGUGCUCUUUAUGCAAUUCGUUGCCCUUUUGAAGGACCAGAUGCUGACAAUACACCAAUUAGUAUUGGCCUGGUAGCAUCAUCUGGUACCAAUGGUUGUAAUAUUUUAUUUCUUUGUACUAGUGAUGGUAAAUCAUACUCUGCUGUAAUGGGGUGCAACUUAACUGCGAGCAUAAGCAGUGCUUUCUUCCCACGGUUCAGUCGUGAUGGAAAGCUUCUGGUGUUUCUAUCUUCAAAACAUGCUGUAGAUAGUGGAGCACAUAAUGCAACCGAUUCUCUGUAUAAGAUCAACUGGCCUUCUGAUUGGAAAAUGGAUAAACAACUCGAUGUUACAGAAGUGGUUCCUAUUGUAAUGUGCCCUGAAGAUGACUGUUUUCCGGGUAUUUACUGUUCAUACAUGCUAUCCAAUCCUUGGUUUUCUGAUGGAUGCACAAUGAUACUAACAUCUGCUUGGAGAAGUACUGAAGUGAUAAUAUCAAUAGAUGUUUUAAGUGGCAAAGUAACUAGAAUAACUCCGGAAGACUCGUAUUACUCAUGGAGUGCUCUAGCAAUAGGUGGCGACAAUGUUCUUGCUGUGUCAAGUAGUCCCAUCGACCCUCCUCACAUCAGGUAUGGACGCCAAAUGACACCAGAGGGUCAAGCACACAGAUGGACUUGGGAUGAAGUUAGUAGUCAGUGGACAACAGCCAGCAAUAAGGUUAAGUCCUUGUUAUCGCAUCACAGUGUCAGUAUACUUAAAAUUCCAGUCGAUAACCCCUCUGAUGACCUCUCUGAUGGUGGCAAGCUUCCAUUUGAGGCCAUCUUUGUGUCCAGCAAGGAUAGUUCACACAGUCCGACUGUCGUAAUCCUUCAUGGUGGCCCACAUUCAUUGUCUGUAUCCAGCUAUUCAAAAUCGUCAUCAUUUCUUGCUUCACUUGGAUUUAACCUGCUUAUUGUAAAUUAUCGAGGUACACUGGGUUUCGGAGAGGAGGCUUUGCAAUCACUUCCUGGAAAAGUUGGAUCUCAGGAUGUCCAAGACUGCCUUACAGCCCUAGAUUAUGUUAUCAAGGAAGAGCUGAUAGAUGCAUCUAGAGUAGCUGUUGUCGGGAUUUCCCAUGGUGGAUUUUUGACAACUCAUUUAAUCGGUCAGGCUCCAGAUAGAUUUGUCGUGGCAGCUGCUCGGAAUCCUGUCUGCAACCUGGCACUGAUGAUUGGCAUCACUGACAUCCCAGAUUGGUGUUACACAGUGGCCUGUGGAACUGAAGCGAAACAAUAUGCCUCCGAAUCUCCUUCGCCUGAUUGUCUUCGCCUCUUCUACCAGAAAUCGCCAAUUGCCCAUAUUUCAAAAGUGAAAGCGCCCCUUCUUAUGCUUCUUGGAGGAGCAGAUCUUCGAGUACCUGUCUCCAAUGGCCUACAGUACGCAAGGGCCCUGAGGGAAAGUGGAGGCGAGGUCAAAAUUAUGUUUUUCCCGGAGGACAUACAUGAAAUUAACAUACCACGGUCAGAAUUCGAGAGCUUCCUCAACAUUGGAGUCUGGUUCAAGAAGCAUCUGAAAUAGGUCAAAUCCAGCGGCAUGAAGGCUGAAGCAGCAACGAGUGGUCCCCUGGUCAAACAAGUAGGCGCAUAUAGUCUUUGAUCACGUGGGCACUUGAAAGCAUCUGUGGACGAGCGUUCUUGUGUACUUGGUACAACAAUGAUCCAUGGUCACUGGCUUCUCAUGGACAAGAUGGAUGCCAGAUGUUGAAAUUCACCGGCCUUAUAUGUUAUAAUGAUUAUAUAAGAAUAAAUGAACUCAUUGAGUUCAUUAGUUUGUUAAUCAGUUCGCUGAAGUCAUUGUUAAAUCGACGAUGUUAUUUAACAAAGAGCUUGGCCUUCACAUUC